AUGGCUACCCCUAGUGUCCUUGCUUUUGACGCUGAGGGUCGGGCCAUUGACUUUGAGGUCUGGGUAGACGACCUGCAGCUGUUCUUACAGUGCGAUAGGGCAGACGGUCUCUCUUUCUUUGACCUUACCUCUGGCGCUUCCCCUGCCCCUGCUGCUGAUGCUGACGCCACUGUUUGCUCCCAGUGGGCCACACGCGAUGUUGCUGCACGUCUUGCUGUGCGUCGCCACCUCCCUACCUCCGAGCGUGCGCACUUUAGUCAGUACAAGAGUGCUCAGACCUUGGGUGUUCCCCCUCCCCCCUGCUGCCCUAUGUUGCCUCUGCUGCUACGGCCGACCUCCUUGGUCUUGAGUCAGUCGGUGCGGCGUCUGCCCCUAGCGGGAGACGCCGCCCUGGCAAGGGCAAGGGGGCAAAGGGAGCUGGAGGAGUGGGCGGUGGAGGUGGAGGUGGAGGCGGUGGGGGUAGUGGGGGUGGCGGUAGGAGUGGAGGUGCGGGUGGGGGGGUCGGUGGCGGCGGUGGAGGCGGAGGCGGCGGCGGCGGUGGCGGUGGGAGCGGAGGUGGCGGAGGAGGCGGCGGUGGAGGCGGCGGUGGAGGCGGCGGUGGAGGCGGCGGCAGUAGCGAAGGCGGCGGAGGCGGUGGGGGUGGCGGUGGAGCUGGUCGCGGGCCUUCGCAGAGGAGUGGCUCCGGUAGUGGCGCGCGCCAACAGCAGGAGCGCGGUCGUGAGACCCUGUCCCCUCAGCAGCUCCGUGAGUGGUACACUGCACGCCAGCGGGCGCUGCUUUGGCCGCCUGACGGACGCGUGGCGUCACCAGUUCCCGGAGGCCUCAGAGAUUCCUCGCUGGGGCGAGCUGUCUAGGGCGGGUGUUGCCAUCUUUGAUCUUGACUUUGAUGCUAUUCUCUCUGCCAUGUAUGCUGUGUCUCAUAGUGAUGAGGGUGACUGCUACCGCUGUUUCCCGCCCGAUCCGGGCAUUGAGGCUGCUGCCUUAGGUGCUUGCGACGCAACUGCUCUAGGUGCUAGUGUGUCUGCGUCCUCAGGUACUGGUGAGUCUGCGCUCUCAGGUACUACGUCGGCUUCGGCCUCCCUCACCUUUACUCUUGACUCUGGGGCGUCUCGCUCCUUUCGGGACCGCACCACACUCACGCCGCUCAGUCGGCCGGUUGCGAUGUCUCAGGCUGACCCCUCCGGGGGUCCUGUACUGUCUCGCUUCUCCACAGUCCUCCCGUGUUCGGCGGCUCCCUCUGGCACACUGUCUGGUCUCAACCUCCCCUCGUUCUCGACGAACCUGGUGAGUGGUGCUGACCUACAAGAUGGGGGAGUACACCAGUUCACUCCUGCGAGUCAGCGGGUGACGCACUGUACAGAGGCUAGCACAGGCCGGCACCUGGCUACGUUUACCCGUCAGCCGGGGUCGAGCCUGUACACACUGACCACUGCGUCUCCUCCCGUUACUGAGUCUAGUAGAGUCGCUUCGUCCGGUCAGGUGUUUGCUGCAGCGUCUAGGUCUGGUCCUGAGUCUACCCCCUGUUCGUGUCAUCUCUUGUCUCAUGAGACUCUCCUCUGGCACCACCGUCUUGGUCACCCCUCUCUGCUUCGGCUCGGAGGCAUGGCCUCCCGUCUUCUUGUGUCUGGUCUCCCCCGGUCCCUGCCUCCCCUUCCUCAGGGCCCUGGCCCUGCCUGUGUCCCCUGUGUCGAGGGGCGCCAGCGGGCUGCCCCUCACUCCUCCCAGUUUCCUCCGACAGAGGCCCCGUUGCAGACGCUUCACAUGGAUGUGUGGGGCCCGGCCCGCGUCCGUGGACAGGGUCACGAGCGCUACUUCCUGCUCGUUGUUGACGACUACUCGCGUUACACCACGAUCUUCCCCUUGCGCAGCAAGGGUGAUGUCACUGAGGUGCUGAUCGACUGGAUCCGCGCGGCUCGUCUCCAGCUCAGGCGGAGCUUUGGCUCGGACUUCCCUGUUUUGCGUCUGCACUCGGACAGAGGCGGAGAGUUUUCCUCUGGCCUACUGCGAGCCUACUGUCGCGCACGAAGCAUCCGUCAGACCUUCACGCUUCCGGACUCACCGCAGAAAAAUGGGAUUGCUGAGCGCCGCAUUGGCAUGGUCAUGGACGUCGCUCGUACGUCUAUGAUGCAUGCGGCUGCCCCCCAUUUUCUGUGGCCGUUUGCGGUCAGGUACGCGGCGCAUCAGAUCAACCUCCACCCCAGGGUCUCCAGCCCGGAGGCCUCUCCAGCCUUACUGUGGACGGGGAAGGUUGGCGAUGCGUCGGCGUUCCUUGUGUGGGGAUCUCGGGCGUUUGUCCGCGACUUGUCUGCGGACAAGCUGUCCCCUCGUGCUGCUCCUUGCGUCUUCCUGGGGUUCCCCCCUGACGCGCCUGGGUGGCAGUUCUACCACCCCACCUCUCGACGUGUUUUGUCCUCCCAGGACGUCACUUUUGACGAGUCGGUCCCCUACUACCGCCUCUUCCCCUACCGCACUCCGUCCCUCCCCCCACCCCCGCUCUUCCUUGUACCAGCUGCUGCCAUGGCCACCCCCAAUGUUCUUACUUUUGACGCUGAGGGGAGGGCCAUUGACUUUGCCGUCUGGAUUGAAGACCUGCAGCUGUACUUACUGUGUGAUGCGAUAGAUGAGGUCUCUCUCUUUGACUUUGUCUCUGGCGCUGUCCCUGCCCCACCUGCUGAUGCUGACUCUGCCGUUCGCUCCAAGUGGGCGACCCGCGAUGCUGCUGCACGUCUUGCUGUGCGUCGCCACCUCCCUUCCUCUGAGCGUGCCCACUUUAGUCAGUGCAAGACCGCUCAGGCCUUGUACGACGCUGUAGUUGCACGCUACUCCUCCCCUUCCUCCGCUACCCUUAGCCGCCUCAUGCUACCGUUUCUCUUCCCUGACCUCGCUUCCUUUCCCACUGUCGCUGACCUCGUUACCCACCUCCGUGCUAGUGACACCCGCUACCGCGCUGCCCUUCCUGCUGAGUUCCGCGCUGCGAACCCUCCUCCCAUGUACAUCACUCUCUACUUUCUCGUCACCCGUCUCCCUGAGUCCCUUCGUGUCGUUAGGGACCAGGGUGUGGUCCUUCCCCCCCUGCUGCCCUCUGUCGCCUCUGCCGCUGCGGCCGACCUCACUGGUUUUGAGUCGGUCGGCGCGGCGUCUGCCCCCAGCGGCAGACGCCGCUCUGGCAAGGGCAAGGGGGGCAAGGGAGCGGGUGGAGCUAGAGGGGGCGGUGGAGGAGGCGGUGGGGGUGGCGGGGGGAGUGGGGGUGGCGGUGGGGGUGGUGGCGGGAGUGGAGGUACUGGUGGCGGCGGUGGAGGCGGAGGUGGCGGCGGAGGUGGUAGCGGAGGAGGCGGUGGGAGCGGUGGGAGCGACGGUCCAAGUGGGGGAGGUGGAGGUGGAGACGGGGGUGGCGGUGGAGGCGGGGGUGGCGGUGGAGGCGGGGGUCGGAGUGGCUCGUCCCAGCGGAGCAGCUCUGGGGGUGGUCAGCGCCAGCAGCAGCAGCAGCAGCAGCCGCAGCAGCAGCCACAGCAGCAGCAGCGCUCUCGCACCGUCCCCGCCCCUCAGCAGCUCCGUGAGUGGUACUAG
Molecule: messenger RNA, 3567 nt
Organism: Closterium sp. NIES-65
Lineage: Eukaryota; Viridiplantae; Streptophyta; Zygnematophyceae; Desmidiales; Closteriaceae
Source: the annotation of a GenBank genome assembly